AUGGAUGCCUACACGCCGGUGCGUCGCGUGGGGUCUGGCACGUACGGGGAUGUCCUGCACGCAGUGGAUACGAAGGGGGAUUUCGUCGCCAUCAAGAUCAUGAACAGUCACACCCUCUGUGUCUCUGAUCCUCUCCAGCUGCCCGAAGUAGCUACGCUCCGGAGGCUUCCACCCCAUCCAAAUAUCAUUCGCCUUAUUCGAGUAGUUGUCACUAGGGACCACACACACUUGAUCUUCGAAUACGCAGGUGGAGGUACCCUCCUGAAUUUUCUUCGAUCUUCGGGACCACUCAAAGAGCACAUGCUACGAAACAUUGCAUUCCGCAUUCUCCAGGGCCUCUAUCACAUCCAUACGAACAGCGUGAUUCACCGGGAUUUGAAACUAGAGAACAUUCUAUUAACGAGCGAGACGGGAGAUGCCAACGGAGACAUUGUUGGGGUAAAGAUAGCUGACUUUGGCCUUUCAAGGGCACAGGGAUCCCGUCAAAAUACCGAUUAUGUUAGCACGCGGUGGUAUAGAGCACCUGAGCUCCUUCUGCACUAUAGCGGAUAUGGCCCUCCAAUCGACAUCUGGGCAGCAGGUUGUUGCUUUGCUGAGCUGCUUACGGGCGAUCCUCUGUUCCCCGGCGACACCGAGAUUCAGCAGCUGCAGCUCAUCUGUGCCUUCCUAAAACCCCUAAAGCCGGAUGCCUGCAAAGGCGCCAUGCAUGCCUUGCCUCGCUUCAUAACCGAAAACAUGACAGUGUCAGAUGCCGACAUUUAUACGCUAGCUGAAGCUAGAGAAGCUCUUCGCAGAGAGCUCGGCUGCAGUCAUGUGUUGGCAGAUCUCCUCGCACACAUGCUUGCGUGGAAUCCUGAGGACCGUAUUACUGCUCAGCGCGCCCUUAUGCACCAGUUCUUCGCAAUAUAG
Giardia duodenalis is the source of this 909-nucleotide messenger RNA. Its product is annotated as Kinase, CMGC RCK. The record is from RefSeq and is a predicted model, not a curated record. Gene Ontology annotation, biological process: intracellular signal transduction; protein phosphorylation. Gene Ontology annotation, molecular function: ATP binding; protein serine/threonine kinase activity. The transcript has a single exon. Gene Ontology annotation, cellular component: nucleus; cytoplasm. Lineage: Eukaryota; Fornicata; Diplomonadida; Hexamitidae. The coding region runs from base 1 to 909 and encodes 302 amino acids.